AAGCGUGCGCUAGCCUUUCCCCUCUCUCCAUCCCUCCCUCUCACACACAGUCAUCAGAGAGUAUGAGAAGGCUGGACUGACUGGACGGACUAUACACAGGACUUGGUUACUGCAGCUGGAAUAGACACUUCUACUACCUGAUACCUCUGUCUGCACGCUAAAGCACUUAACAGGAGAGCCGCACCAUGACCAGAAAGGUGUUCACCAACACACGGGAGCGCUGGCGGCAGCACAACGUCAACACUGCCUUCGCUGAGCUCCGCAAGCUCAUCCCCACCCACCCACCAGAGAAGAAGCUGAGCAAGAACGAGAUCCUGCGGCUGGCAAUGCGUUACAUCAACUUCCUGGUGCAGCUGCUGGAGAGCCAGAGUGGCCAGCCUGUCUCACACUCCCCCACAGCCCUGCUCACCUUCCUCAGGGGCAACGUGGAACGUCUCCACUCCUCCUCCCAGACCUGGGGCCUGGCCAGCGACACUGACGCCCUCUCCCCUGGAUCAAGCUGUGACAGCACUGAGGCCUGGUAGUGUGCCUGCUGCAGUUUCCUCUGAAGGGUGAUCAUCUACAACUCCCUGGGUGAAACGGUCUGUCACAAGGCCCCCAUUCAUAGACUCCAUUUUGGUUCUGUGACACUUGAGGAGUACAGUGUUGGUUGUGAUGGCAAGCAGACGAUAUUUGUGGAUGAUGCCCUUCCUGCUGAAUUAAAUCAACUCUUGAUGUUGACAUUAUGACACGGGAGGAUGGGAGCCUUGUGAAAUGUAAUCUGUAAUCUGCAUGGAUGUAGCUUGGAUGUAUUCCCCCCUUCAUGUCAGACAUGUAUUUUUAUCUUGUCGGUGGGGAAAGAUGUCCACAUCAACAACAAAAAAUGUUUUGAAAUAAGAAAUAAGGAUGCAUUAAGGCCAUAAAGGAUCAUUUAAGGGAAUUUAUUUGGGAAAGACAUUUCAGGAAAGAUAAAGUCUUGUCCAAUUCACCAAGGACUGCAAUCUAAUUACAAAAUGCAAAGGGCACUUUCUUUUGUUCAAAUGACGAUUUUAUGAUGAGACUGAUUAUGACCUUGCUUAUUUGCAAAUCAAUCAUUAUUAUCAAAAUCCUGCAAUAUGACCACAUUCAUUGAUUGACACAUUGCUGUUAUACGCAUUAAUUGUAACGGUUCUCUAGUGGUGAAGGAGAGGCGGACCAAAAUGCAGCGUGGUUUCUUUGAUUCAUGUUUAAUAACAAAAAGAUAAACACGAACACUACAAAACAAUGAACGUGGAAAACCAAAAACAGCCCUAUCUG
Oncorhynchus mykiss (rainbow trout) is the source of this 1275-nucleotide messenger RNA. Its product is annotated as T-cell acute lymphocytic leukemia protein 2-like. Lineage: Eukaryota; Metazoa; Chordata; Actinopteri; Salmoniformes; Salmonidae. Gene Ontology annotation, biological process: regulation of transcription by RNA polymerase II. The record is from RefSeq and is a predicted model, not a curated record. Gene Ontology annotation, molecular function: DNA-binding transcription factor activity, RNA polymerase II-specific; RNA polymerase II cis-regulatory region sequence-specific DNA binding; protein dimerization activity.